Molecule: messenger RNA, 1614 nt
Organism: Pichia membranifaciens NRRL Y-2026
Lineage: Eukaryota; Fungi; Ascomycota; Pichiomycetes; Pichiales; Pichiaceae
Exons: 1
Coding region: 1-1614 (537 amino acids)
Biological process (GO): regulation of cyclin-dependent protein serine/threonine kinase activity; mitotic cell cycle phase transition
Cellular component (GO): cyclin-dependent protein kinase holoenzyme complex; centrosome; cytoplasm
Molecular function (GO): cyclin-dependent protein serine/threonine kinase regulator activity
Source: RefSeq, a predicted model, not a curated record
AUGGUCAGAAUGGUCGAAAAUAGAAACCACCACCUAACAAUCUUGGAAUAUAGAAACGACAUCCACAAUCAUCUUGUCCAACUCGAUUUCGAGCUCGAAGAAAGCCUACAGAUCAAGCCUCUCCAAGACCAGGUAAAAAUCUUGAGAAGCUCUAUUCUCAACUCCUUGCUAGAUGUUUGUUUCAGACUCAAUUGGUCCUCCUCAACUUUCUCCUUGGCUGCCCAUCUUUUCGACACCUACACAAGUAAGGUCAACAUAGAAAUCAUUAAUUGUAGGCUGAUUGGUUUUUGUUGUCUUUGGAUCUCCUCCAAGUACAAUGAAAACAAACCAAAGGGUAACAUUUUGAAUGCCUUGAUUAAAAGAUCCGGAUACGAGCAAUCUGCCAAACCAACUUUCCUAAAUAUCGAAUUCGACAUUUUGAAAGUCAUCAAUUGGGAUCUCUCCUAUCCAACUCCAGAGUUAUUCUUAGACCUAUUCUUGAAUACGGGUGAACCGAACAAUCUGGAAAGAAGAUUAGGCUCGAUGUUUUUGUGCGAAUUAUCUCUAUUCAACUUGAAUAUUGUCUCUCACUAUUCUUCGAGCUCAAUUGCUGCCUCCUCAAUCAUGAUUACUAAUUUUGCAAUGUUGAACUUGAGACACAAGCAUAUUCGUCAGCAUAGAUUUGAUGAAUUGGAAAGUUUGAUUUUGAAUCAAGUUGUUAAGAUGGAACCUUCAAUCAAGUUGAAGUAUUUGGACAGCAGCAUCAUUUCUCAUUCCAACAACAAUAUGGUCAUUCAUAAUUUGAUAUACCUCUCUCAAUGUUUUGUUAGACAAAAGGAAGAAGAGCAACAACAACUGGAAAAAUUGAAACAUAUGGAUUUGAACCCAAAUCUUUAUUACAAUUCAAACGGUUACUUGUCUAACCCUAGUCUGACUGAUAAUAGGAACCUGUCCUGCUUACCAAUUUCUCCAAUGGCAUCACCAACAAACUUACCUUUCAGUUUAAGUAACAGUGGUGUUACUGGCGGUAAUAAUUCCUACAUGAGAACUUCCUAUCACGAAAAUGGUAAGAAUGGCCACUCUCGUUCAUAUUCACAGUCAGACGAUCAUUACAUGGAUGAUCCCGCUGAUCAAUUGACAAGUGCUUCAGGUAAGCGUUCAAGAUCACACUCGUUGACCACUUUGAGAAAUAUCUUACCUACUCCCGGUACAACCCCAACAGCAUCGUUUAACAGAAUCAACAGCAACAGUUCUUCUUCCUCUUCAAGUGCAAGUAAUAAUAACACUACUGAUACAACAAAUAUCGAACUAACACAGCAUAAUAUGAAAUUGAUGAAUAAAACUCCACAAAUAUUCACACCAGUACAAUUAAUACCUUCAGCGUUAUUAUAUUCUCACCCCCACUCUCAUUCACAUUCCCAUCUUUUCCAUCCUCAACUGCACUCUUUAUCUCAUCCAUAUUCUCAAAGAUAUGAUUUUAAUAGGUUGGAAUCUCCAGAAAACCUAGUUACCAAGCGUGUUAGACAAAAGUACCAAAGAACUUUACCUGUUUUAACACGUUCCAAAGCUAAAGGUUUCGCCUUUGAUACUGCGGAAGACGAUUUCAGUCAGAAGAUGAAAAAGAGAAGAUUGUGA